CUGUGAGGUUCGCUGAGCCCGAGGAUCCGUUCGUUUGAGAAUCCGCCUGAUGGGGGCGGCAGGAGCCGCUCUUCUCCUCCACUUGCUGCUGCUCCAGAAAGACCAGCUCCAGGCACUCUCCUUCAACACCAUCACAAUGACUGCCAUCAGAGGUGAAGCACUGACAUUCCCCGGAGGCCCGAAAAGCAGCCCUGACUCCAUCGAGUGGACCUUCAAGAGGGCAGCAGGAGGUGACAGCACCAACAUCUGUAACUGGUACCGCAACAACGCUGUGGACUGCACUGCAGCCUAUGCACGGCGUGUCCAACUGCACCUCAAUGGAUCACUAACCAUUUGGGAUCUCCGCAUAGCUGAUUCUGGCUGGUAUCACGUCAUUGUCAUUUAUGGACGGUAUGAUUACUAUCAGAAGAACAUCAUACUUUUGGUUUACAACUCAGCAUCCCGGACAGAUCAGAUCCAACAUUUUCUCAUUCCUGGACUGUUCCUUUUCAAGUAUAUUUUGUGGUAACUGUACGAUGAGGAAGGAUGAUGCCACUCCAACCUCGAAUCCAACCAAGGUCAAAGUUCGUCCGCCAACCAAUGGAGGAAAGAGGGGGCCGCCAUUGUCACCCUGUGGACCAUGUAUCCCCUUUUCAGUUUAAAAACUUGACAAAUCUGGGCUGGUGAGGCAACCAGUCUGAUGGGGCCAUCAGUGAGGUUCACCAGAUGGUACAGUACCCAACCCUCACCACCCCACCUCCCUGUCCCCACCCCAGCUCACAUUGACACCUUACAAUGCACCACGUGCCUACUUCAAAUGGAUGUGGUGAAGUUCUCAGUGUGCUGAAACCUGAUUUAUACUACCUCAAAGACAGAGUUGGCCAGGUUCUGCUUGUCUAUUUCUGUUCCCUGUUUUUUCAAUCCUGUGGCCUGUACUGAGUUACUGCAGUGUGGUGGCUGGACGCACAGCAAGAUUCCAGACGUCCCCCAGAUGCUUUGGAAUUCACCAAGGGUGCUAAUGUUUCUGUGCCCAGGCAUUGGCCCUGCCUUGACGUUAUUACAAACAGGGCUGCCAAGUUAGUCUGCAGUGGCCUCUCUGCUCCACUUCAUUUCGUAUCUUCGCACAUGAGGGCAGUGGCAGUCACACCGGUGAUUGGCCCAUUGCCACCUCUUUGCUCUGGCUGGAGGACUGCAGGAUGGAGAUUAGGUGUUUCCCAACUCCAGUCAGAGUCUCCUCUCAUCCUCCAGCCUGCCCACAUGACGCCAGUCUCAAGGAGGUUAAGGUGAGGGGAGGGUAGGGUGAGAGGUGGGUAUGGGGAGCAGGCAAGGGUCUAUGCUGUAACGCUCAGAGCUCAGCACCGGUGUAAAGUUAUCCGAGACCUUUUGAAUAAAAUACAG
Stegostoma tigrinum is the source of this 1377-nucleotide messenger RNA. RefSeq lists its product as uncharacterized. The transcript is spliced from 4 exons. The coding region runs from base 50 to 508 and encodes 152 amino acids. The record is from RefSeq and is a predicted model, not a curated record. Lineage: Eukaryota; Metazoa; Chordata; Chondrichthyes; Orectolobiformes; Stegostomatidae.